GCGUUCGGUCGUCAUCUCGCCCGCAGUCGUUCGUCGUCGCGUAGUUUUUUCUGUUCCGUGCGUGCCAGGAAAAGUAGCCUAAAAUCGUAAAAAUUGUCCAAAUCCGUGUCCCGGUUCGAGUGUUCCUGAUCCGCUGAGGAAGGAUACAAUGUUUCACAGUUGAUUGCAGCUUAUUUGGUGCAAAAAAUCAAGCGCAAGCUCGCAGCAGAGCGAGCCAGGAAAAAAGUUAUCGUUCAGCCUUUGUGCGUUCUCUUGAUUGAGUGUUCCGCAGUCGUGGUUUUUCAGUUCGUCCAACAUAGGAAGAGAUAAACCAGGAGGGACUAGCAGAUGAUGUCGAAUCCAUCUCAAUACUAUGGAAUGGCGAACGGGUUUCCUCCAGCGACAAAUGGCCCCCAACAGCAGCAGAACCAUUUACCGCCAACGUCACAGCAGCAGGUUCUACCAGCACAGCAACAGUAUCCCACAAAGAAUGUCGUGAUGAAUGGCCCUUCGCAGUAUCCACCAAUAAUGGCCGGUAGUGCUCCGCAGUAUGUAGCACCUCCAACAUCUGGGGCCACGGUUCCAUUGCAAAAUGGACCUCCGAUGACGCAAAAACCACUAUUCAAUACUCAGUUGCCACAGCCGAACAAUCGGGUUGCGAAUCUAGUUUCAAAUGGCAACAGUGCUACCUCAUCGAGAACGGCGUCGCCAGCUCUAGUUAACAAUAAUAUCCCAGCGUCGCAGUUGCCACCGUCGAUCACUAACCGGGCAGGCAGCUAUCCGACGCCGUCUAGUCAAAGUCAACAGACUGCUAUGCCUCCAACUAAUCACCAUACUAUGAGCUCUAACAAUAACUGGACGAGUGGGAUUCCAGCAAAUACGGUUAAUACGCCACCCAAGACCGCAUCUGGCUUAUCAACUCCACUAAAUGCCUCCACUCCAACGUUGGGACAGGCCCCUUUGAAUGGCCCGGUUAGCAAUCUUACAGCCAGCAUGCAAAACUUGAGUGUCAAUCGACCACUCUCUGCUCAACAGCAGACAAAUCAAGUGAAUGGGUCAGGAGCUCCACAGCCACCAACAUCUAGCAGUAGCUAUACUAAUCUACAUCAACUGGGUCAAUUGCCACCUGUGCAGCAGAAAAAUGUUCCACAAACCACCAGCAGUAUACCGCCAACAUCGACAGCAUAUGCCCAGCAACUACCACUAACCAAUCAACAGGGACGACCUAUCAACGGCAACUACGUACCCAAUUCGCAAAUGCCUCCACAAAUUCAGCAGCAGAAUGUCGCCCCUGCAAGUAGUGCCGCACAGUCUUAUCCGGGCAUGCCUCCGAUCUCUUCCGCCGCUCCCAUGGCAACAGCGACUUCAGCCAUCAGCAAGAGGCCUUUGUAUCCCUCUCAAACAAUGCCUCCAAUGCCAACAUCCCAGGCAAACAGCUACUAUCCAAAUCAACAACAACCACAACAACCACCAAUGCCCGGAAUGCAUCAAAAUCAACAAUUCCAGCAGCAGCAGCAACAGUAUCAACAACCCCAUCAACACAGCCAUCUUCCACAUCAACAUCAUCACCAUCAUCAACAGCAGCAACAACAGCAGCAGCAGCAGCAACAGCAGCAGCAGCAACAAUUACAACAACCAUACGGUGCUAACUACCAACAGCAGCAACAGCAAACGGAUCCGCAGCACAGCGUAGUGAGGAGUGGUUUUAACCGGCUUUGGGGUAACAACACGGUAGAUCUACUCCAGAACCGGCAUAUCUUACCAACGGAAAAGGUUCGACCGCCACCGAUUCAUCUCAACCAUCCGUUCCAGGAGGCGGUCAACUGUAAUCCAGAUAUUUUCCGAUGUACACUAACGAAAAUCCCGGAAACGAAUCAACUGCUUCAGAAAUCGAGACUUCCGCUCGGUGUGCUCAUACACCCGUUUAGGGAUCUAAAUAAUCUGCCGGUGAUAUCCUGCAAUACGAUAGUGCGAUGUCGGGCGUGUAGGACCUAUAUCAACCCGUUCGUGUACUUUGUCGACAGUAAAAAGUGGAAGUGUAAUCUGUGCUACCGGGUUAAUGAGUUACCGGAGGAGUUCCAGUAUGAUCCUGUCACGAAAACCUACGGUGAUCCAACUCGUCGACCGGAGAUCAAGUCCAGCACGAUUGAAUUCAUCGCUCCUGCUGAGUACAUGCUACGACCUCCUCAGCCAGCGAUAUACCUAUUUCUGCUAGAUGUGUCUUCGCUGGCCCAGCAAACCGGCUACUUACACACGGUGUGCAGCACGUUAAUCGAGCAGCUCGAGAAUCUACCGGGUGAUGCACGGACCCAGGUCGGCUUCGUUGCGUACAACAGUUCGAUCCACUUCUACAACAUUGCCGAGGGCUACAAUCAACCUCACGAGGUUACGGUUCUGGAUGUGGACGAUGUGUUCCUGCCGUAUCCGGAUAACUUACUGGUCAACUUGAAAGAAUGCAAGGAAUUGAUCAAGGAUCUGCUGAUGCAGCUACCGACACGUUUCGAUCAUGCUCACGAUACGCACAGUGCGCUAGGUGCGGCGUUGCAGGUGGCUUUCAAACUUAUGAGUGCUUGUGGUGGUCGAGUCACGGUGUUCCAGUGCUGUUUGCCUAACUAUGGACCGGGAGCACUGCAGUCACGGGAGGACCCCAACAACCGUUCUUCAAAGGAUGUAGCCCAUCUGGGACCAGCAACAGACUUCUACAAGCGACUAGCCUUAGAUUGCUCUGCUCAGCAGAUUGCUGUUGACUUGUUCUUGUUAAAUAAUCAGUACUGUGAUGUAGCAACAAUUUCUGGAAUAAGUAAAUUUAGUGGCGGAUGCAUGCAUCAUAUUCCGCUGUUUAGUGCUACGAAACCACAGCUAGUGAAAACGCUGCAGAAGUGUUUCGAGCGCUAUCUGAGUCGUAAGAUCGGUUUUGAGGCCGUUAUGCGGGUACGCUGUACUCGAGGUUUGGCGAUUCACACAUUCCACGGUAACUUCUUUGUGCGGUCAACGGAUCUGCUGUCGCUGCCGAAUGUCAAUCCGGAUGCUGGGUUUGGCAUGCAGAUCACCUAUGACGAGAGUUUAGCCGACGUCAAAUCGGUGUGCUUCCAGGCAGCUCUACUGUACACUAGCAGCAAAGCUGAACGGCGCAUCCGAGUCCAUACGCUGUGCUUACCGGUCACGGCGAGUCUGUCGGAAGUUAUGUAUUCUGCCGAUUCGCAGUGUAUCGUUGGCCUGUUGGCCAAGAUGGCCGUGGAUCGUUCACUGACCUCCAGUCUGUCCGAUGCCAGAGAUGCCUUUAUCAAUGCAACCGUCGACAUCUUCACUGCGUUCAAGAUCGCACAGAAUUUACCGCAGAAUUCUGGUUCCAUUGUGGCACCGGAGAAUCUCUCCCUUCUGCCGUUGUAUAUUCUGGCCCUGCUGAAACACACCGCCUUCCGGGUAGGAACCAGUACCCGUUUGGAUGACCGAGUGGUUGCAAUGAGCGAGAUGAAGACGAUGCCACUGGACCAGCUGAUCCGGUAUAUGUAUGCGGAUUUUUACGUUCUCGACAGUCUGUUCCACAGUGCACACGAGGGAGCAGAUGGCGAACCGCAACUGGUGGAACCGCCACGGUUACAGCUUUCGGCUGAGAAGUUCGAUUCACGAUCGAUGUUCCUACUGGACUGCGGUCCUUACAUGUUCAUGUACGUAGGAUCUAAUGUACCACCUGCUAUUCUGAACGAUGUUCUCGGAGUGAACGACGUUUCGGAGAUUCCGGACUUUUGUAUCGAGUUGCCCAGCAGGGAGACUCCCGCCAGCGAGGCACUGUUUGCAUUUAUCGACGCCAUCAACGAAGAGAAACCGUAUUCUACUUACAUACAGGUCAUCAGAGAUACGAGUCAAUUCCGUUCGUUUUUCGUGGAGAAGUUUGUCGACGACAAAAACCAGAGUUCACUUUCGUACUAUGAGUUCUUACAGCAUCUUAGAACUCAGGUGAAGUAGAGUGGGUAAUAGAUAUGUUUAACUGUUAGAAGUUGAAUGUAGGACCGGGCGGAGAGAUUUUUUAUUAGGUAAGUACUACAGCAACACACAUUGUAGGUGCAUUAGUGGGUGGAGCGGUUGGGCCGAUCAUUUUAUCCUUUUGCGGAAACAGGACAUAAAGAUGUAGCAAAUGAUGUAUAAUAUAAAAAUAUAGCGAGAGUAAUUAAAAUAAUCUAGCUAAUCAAUGGUUGCAAAUGUAAAGUGAAACAAUAAAAUUAUAUAUUUAAACUGAAACAUUAUCGUAGGUAAACCCAAGGCAAUUCAACACAAUGAUUUUCGACGACUGCGAACGUUUACUUUCUAUGAUUGUAAUAAACACUAGGGUAAUGAAAGGAAAUCAAAUGUAAUCAAUUGAUUGAAGCCGUAAGAUGUAUCCCCUAAUAUAAAGCAAAUAAAUUUACAACGUUUUCUAUAGUUUACCUUUUCGAUGCAAAUCGCGUGUUUCGGAGAAAGUUAUUUCAAAACAGUCUACCUUAUCAUCGAAAGUUCAAGAACCGAAUUUUGAAUUUGAAAUUGCGAUACUUUGAAAUUACUCCAAAAAAGUUUUAUCCCUCAGCGAUAGAAACGCGUAGUUAUAGACAAAAGCAAAAAAAAAGAGCGUUCACAACUUUUAAGCACCUAGGGCUUAUCUAGUUUCUGCUUAAAGCAAAUUGAUUCUACCUAACUACGAUAGAGGCAUCUUCAAAUUUUGUAUUCACACUUUCGUUAAUUGUAAUCGUGGAUUAAUUUAGCAUAUCACAGUGUGCUCUACAGGAAUAAAAAUGUGUUAGAAUGUACAGAACUAUUUACAUAUUGUUUACAUUGUGUAAUAAGAAAAAGUCAUAGGGUGUUGAUCCCAACAUUAAAAAAAAAACUAAAAUGGACGCAAUCGACGGAAGGCUACGCGGAACGAAACUUGCGCGAACGACUGGUGAGCUAUCUUUACGAAUUAUGGGUAAUGCGUUUCGAUAUAGGUUUUUGUAUAGUUAUUCUGUUUCAAUGUCCCCUUACAACUUUGUUUGUGUUGUUUACCUAGGUACUAUUGGAAUAGUGUUUCCUAUUUUGUGCUUGUACCAUUCAUUUCAGCAAAGAGUUGAAGGCAUCGGACAGUAAUGGGAGAAUGAGAGAAAACUUGAAGUAUUCCUGUGUAUGCAUGAUGUUGAUUAUAUAAUCAAUUCUUAUGAUAUGAGUUAUCAAGCAUAAUAAAUAAUGUAUGACCUCAAAA
This is a messenger RNA of Ochlerotatus camptorhynchus, 5188 nucleotides long. It is a transcript of the gene Sec24AB, whose product is annotated as Protein transport protein Sec24AB. The record is from RefSeq and is a predicted model, not a curated record. The transcript is spliced from 15 exons. Gene Ontology annotation, biological process: COPII-coated vesicle cargo loading; endoplasmic reticulum to Golgi vesicle-mediated transport; intracellular protein transport. Lineage: Eukaryota; Metazoa; Arthropoda; Insecta; Diptera; Culicidae. Bases 328 to 3945 code for a protein of 1205 amino acids. Gene Ontology annotation, molecular function: SNARE binding; zinc ion binding. Gene Ontology annotation, cellular component: endoplasmic reticulum exit site; COPII vesicle coat.